AUGAGCCAGAUUGUGACACGCAAGGGACCGGUGGGGGAGGAUAAAGAUAAGAGACAAACGGACAGUCCGGUUAAAGACAUGAAGAAGAAAUUAGCAGCGAAUGCUGAGAAAGAAAAGCAAGCGGCCGAGAAAAACGCAGAAAAAACACAAACAGACAAAAAGAUAGACAAGGGAGCGGAGAAAACACAAAGUGACAAGAAAGGAGAGAAAGUUAGCGACAAGCAAACAAAUGAGAAGAAAAAUGAUAAAGUCGCUGAGAAACAGGUAGAGAAAAAGACGGAGAAAUUAGAUAAGAGUGCUGAGAAACCGGACAAGAAGGAAAAAGUUGACAAGAAUACAGAUAAGAAAGAUAAGACGGAGAAAAUUGCGGACAAGAAAGAUUUAGAAAAGAAGGAGACUGAAAAAGUACAGGAGAAAAAGGAGAAAUCAUCGGACAAAAAAGAUCCUGCUCCGGCCGAGGUAGCGAAAGAAGAUUCAGCUGCGAAAGAAACAGGCAAGCCCGAGGCCGAGUGCUCUAAAUCGAAGUCCAAGGAGUCAUCCGUACCUAACGUAGCUAACGCCGCGAACGUCACUAACGGCGCUAACGUCACGAACGGCGCUAACGUCACGAACGUGGCUAACGUCGCGGGCGUCACGAACGGUGUGAACGGGGACGCGACCAACGGGGACACGGUGAGUUCGGAGGACGAGGAUGACCGGGACGACAUGUUCCCGGAGCUGGCAUACGACGACUCGGACGGAGACUUCGAGCCGCCGACACCAGAGGGCAGGAGCUACACCAGGAGGUCACAGGUGAAGUCGGCUCGGACGCCAGAGACGCCGCGCCCCGCCUCCGACAAGAGGGAACGGGAUGAGGACUCCAAGGUUCUCAAGUUGAAAGAGGACACUCCUCUAUCAGACCGUAAGCUGCGAUCUUCAGGCUCGCCCAAACCUGACAAGAAGAAGGAAUCACCGAGGAAGAAUGAUACACCUACAAUAUUGGAGGAGACUCGACCCGGCGACACGCACGGGGACACUGAAGGUGAGGCCGCGACCCACACGAUAUAUAUACUAUACAUCCCCUCCCCACCACCUGAUGAUAAACACCUGUACAAGCGUGUGAAGGUCGACACCAACUACUCGAGGUCAAGGGUCAAGGUGUCGCCCUACCGCCGCCUGCACGACGACAGCUCGCUACUGGCAGACUACACAGGUAACAACAGUACCAUGGAGAUGGACAUCACUGAGUCCUCGUGGGCCGAGGCCUCUUACUUCAGCGGCCUGAGGAGCAUCCGGGGCCGGCGGUCCUACAAGACCUACAAGGACUCGCGGGACACGCCCCUCGACAGACACGCCCACCCGGGACACUCGUCCGAAGCCCCGGUCCGUCCCACAGGUACGGUGGUGGGUCGCAAGCGUCGUCCGGAGGGCGAAGGCGCCGGGGCGGAGGCUGAGGGCGGCAAGAGAGCCCGACUUGUGGAAAAACUCACACGGCCCUUCAGAAUGGCGACUACUACUAUACCUGUUAGGAGUCACGCCGAGAUCGUCGGCAUCAACACUGAUCUGCCUCUCUCAGCACCUGUAUCAUCUGAGGCGUUUGACCCCGAGGCUCUUAAACACGAGGUCCCUACGCCCAGACCGGUCCUACAGGCCGAGCAUACAGACAAGGAUAGCCGGAAGUGCGUCAUCGUGUAG
Molecule: messenger RNA, 1674 nt
Organism: Danaus chrysippus (African queen)
Lineage: Eukaryota; Metazoa; Arthropoda; Insecta; Lepidoptera; Nymphalidae
Source: the annotation of a GenBank genome assembly